This is a messenger RNA of Desarmillaria tabescens, 1329 nucleotides long. RefSeq lists its product as uncharacterized. Gene Ontology annotation, biological process: (1->6)-beta-D-glucan biosynthetic process; cell wall biogenesis. NCBI's taxonomy places the organism in Eukaryota, Fungi, Basidiomycota, Agaricomycetes, Agaricales, Physalacriaceae. The transcript is spliced from 7 exons. Bases 152 to 913 code for a protein of 253 amino acids. The record is from RefSeq and is a predicted model, not a curated record.
AUAAGAUCGCAAUCUAAGGCUCGUGGCAAACAAACAAAGCUUCAUUCAAGCAACCAUCACGCAGGCGGCGUCAGGACCUCAUUUUCUCCACAUUUUUUCCUGCAUGCUGUCGCCUUGAAAGCACGAUAGAUUUCGCAAAACAUCAAACAUCAUGUUUCCCUUUUCGGCCCUGGUUCUGGCGUCUAUCGUUCUUGACUUCAUUCUUCAUACGAAUGCUGCUUUGUCAGUUCGCAGCCUCUAUGUGAUUGAGCCCAACAGUGGUUCUUCCUGCCACGGCGGCCAGAAUUGCACGGUCGAGUGGCUCGACGAUGGUACCUGGCCACUGUUGUCGUCUUUUGGAGUUAGUACUGUCGGUCUGUAUACCGGGACUCAGCAACUUGUACAAACUCUCGACCCGGUAGAUACGUCUGCGACUCACUCUCUUACAUUCACGCCUAUCCCAGAGGCGGGCCCUAACUCGGAUACCUACUAUAUCUGUUUCACUUCCACCUCCGUCUUUGAUAACGGAACAGCCGUGAUGGCCUUCUCUCCGUUUUUUCAACUCGAUCAGAUGACAGGUUCCUUCACGACACCUUGGGAAUCAGCUACAGCAAGUAUUGCCAUCCCAACAUCUUUGACGCAAACAAGUGCAGAUUCGACCAGUGAACUGUCGACCAUCAUAGUUGGGACGCUGUCAACAUCUUUACCUCCUCUGACCUCUUUGUCUGCGACAUCCCCCGCCACUUCUUCCUCUUCGAUCACCACGUCGAGAAUGUCGACGUCUUCAGCACCACAAUCUACUUCGACGUCUGCAUCUGCAGCUGCUAGUACUCAAUCCGGAACUGCCAAUGGCGCACUUUCCCGCACCAAUGCAGUAUCCCCGCUGAUCAUGGGCGUCCUUUCGUUAUGCUACUUCAUUGUCUGUGUUUUGUAAUGUACAUUUUCCGAUACCCACUUUCUUGGUCCUUGUUUUCAGAUAUCUUUAUUACAUGCGAUACCAUUUCUUUCUCGCAUAUUCAACCGUUCAGUGUCCUGGUUUUGUAUAUAUAGUAAUAGUACAUGAUUUCUUGGUUUUACUUCUGCAUCCCAUUAGAAUAUGGACACGACGAUACGACCAAAGUACUCACCAAAUCAUAUGGACUAGAGCGUCUUGAUCUUUCUUCGAUAUCCUAACAAUGGCGCGAUGUAGUAUCCGAACAAUAUCAGGAACUCUUUCUCGAGCCAACGGAUACCUCCCGGAAGCGAAGGGAUUACGUCCCCGUGAUAACAGUUAUGCAUGAUGUCAAAAAAGUUAGUACUCAAAGCGCCGUCUGCCGCCAUGUUUCUGAAGAAGAGUUGUUUCAUCGAGUC